CUCCGCGUGGCAGUUUUAAGCGCGAUCCGACUGCGAGACACGCAAACGUUCGGGAAACAAGACCCGUACGUCGUGCUGAAAUGCGGCGGUCACGCGGAUACGUUCCGAACCAAGGUGUGCCGAGACGGAGGCACGGCGCCGAAGUGGAACGAACGAUUCACGUUCGCGCUCGCGGGCACGGAGGGGAAUGAGCUGAACUUGAGAAUUUGGAAUAGGAACACGAUGACGAGCGAUAAGUGCAUCGGAAGCGCGACGGUGAAGCUAGAUGCGGUGUUUAAGAAUGAGACCGAUGAUGUGGAUGUAGAGGUGUUUGAUACGAAGGGAAGAGCGGCGGGAGUGAUUAACUUGGUGCUGACGUUUACGCCGAGC
Ostreococcus lucimarinus CCE9901 is the source of this 369-nucleotide messenger RNA. RefSeq lists its product with no specific name. The record is from RefSeq and is a predicted model, not a curated record. The annotation marks the transcript as partial. The transcript has a single exon. Lineage: Eukaryota; Viridiplantae; Chlorophyta; Mamiellophyceae; Mamiellales; Bathycoccaceae.